CGAUAACCCACCGACAUGGUGGUGCGGGCGGUGAAGACCUUCGGCGUCGUCUUCGACGACGAGCCGAAGAGCAGCUACUCGAGCGGCGAGACCCUGUCCGGUCAGGUGCUGCUGGAGCUGAACGAGGCGCUGAAGGUGAAGGGUCUGAGGGCGGAGGCGAGGGGCUGCGCCCGCGUCCACUGGUGCGAGAGCCCCGCCGCCGCCGCGCCUGCGUCAGCGCGCAGCUACAGGGACGAGGUGGUGUAUGUCCACCAGCGGCAGAGCCUGUGGCAGCCAACGGCAGCAGAUGGCGAAGAGUGUUUUGUCACAUUGCAACCUGGCAAACAUGAAUUUCCAUUCAGAUUUCAACUUCCACAAGAACCUUUGGUCACAUCCUUCAAUGGAAAGUAUGGUAGUGUUCAAUACUGGGUGACUGCUAUCGUGGAUCAACCCAGUGUACCAAGCCUAAGUGUAAAGAGAGAAUUCAAUGUGACGGGUCAUAUUGAUGUUAAUGCACCAGCUCUGCUGUCUCCCAUUUCGAAAAACCGAGAGAAGACAGUGAGUUGCUGGUUUUUUACCUCUGGACCAAUAUCUGUGAAUGCCAAAAUAGAAAGAAGGGGGUUUUGCAACGGUGAAGCGAUACCAAUUUAUGCAGAGUUUGAGAAUUGUUCUUCCCGCCUUAUUGUUCCAAAAGCUGCUAUUUAUCAAACUCAGACUUAUUUGGUAAAUGAGAAAACCAGGACUUUCAAACAAAUGAUUGCUAAUGUUCGUGGGAACCACAUUGCUUCUGGUAGUACAGACUCAUGGAAUGGAAAAGCCCUCAAGAUUCCACCAGUAACUCCAUCCAUCCUGGACUGUUCUGUAAUCAGGGUGGAAUAUUCUUUAGCUGUGUAUGUACACAUUCCAGGUGCUAAGAGGCUAAUGCUGGAGCUUCCCUUAGUGAUUGGUACAAUCCCAUAUAACAGCUUUGGGAGCAGAACAUCUAGCAUUUGCAGCCAGUUCAGUAUGGACCUGACCUGGCUUCAGUUUGCCUUGCCUGAACAUCCUGAAGCUCCACCUAACUACGCUGAUAUUGUCUCUGAAGAAGAACUUGCAAGACCAAUUCCAUAUUUUACACAACCUGACAAUCUGGAGUGUGAAUUUGGGGGCCCCAUCUUUGCUUACAUUCAGGAAUUCCGAUUUCAGCCUCCACCACUUUACUCAGAGAUUGACCCCUACCCUACAACCACAGACGACAUGCACAGUGAAGUGACAUUUGAAAUUUGAUGCGGAUCGUUCAACGCAUAUUGUGCUUUUCAUAAAUAGUUUACACUCCAAUUUCGUUGAUCCAAAGUGAAGAUUGUUGGAGUAUUGAGAGCUGUGAAGUGAUGGUGAAAAGAGAAGGCUUGAAACCAAUUGAACGAGAGCCUGUGGAGGGAUUGAACAAAAAGGAGACUGGAUCAUACAAGCAAAAAUUGCUUGGAAUGAGAAGGAGCCAUUCUGCAGACCAGAGUUUUGUGAAUGGUUAGGAGGAAAGUUUUUGCCUUGAGAAGAGUGGGAAUGAAAUAGAAAAUUCCAGUGUAAACACACACUAUAGACAAGUAAAAAGGCAAAACUCCAAAAUCUGAAUCUGAUAUCAAGGCUAAACUUUACCUCUACUGUUCAACGAGUGGAGCAAAAGAUUACGCUUUUGUUAACCAAAAUGCUAAAUUAAAGGGACGUUUGUGAUCACAAGUUCCAGUUGUAGGUAUAAUAAUGGGCAAAAAAAAACAACACUAAGAGCAUUAUUUUAAGAUGAAAACAUCCUCGUGCUAGUGGCUUAAUAUCUCCAAAGAUCAGGAGAAAAUAACUGAGGAUUCAUGUUUACAUUUGAUGCUAUGCACUCUCUUGAACAAAACGCUGAUACAUAUUGUCCUUUCAAAGAGGGUAGAAUUCUGUAGUCUACAAAUUUAUUACUGCCAAUGAUAUUUUGAUUACUGAAAAAAUAUCUAGAGAAAGAAUUGCCAAGACUAUGUAACUUGCCAAAGAGUGGAAUUGUUCACUUCCAGCCCAUAAAUUAGUUUUAUUCCUCCUUAAAGGGUAUACUAUGCAUAUUUUGAUGAAUGCUGGCCAUCAAAGAUGUUUUCUAACUAAGUUUGUUUUUUGUUUGAAAAACAUUACUUUCAUUUAAGGGGAGAAAAAAUGAAUGUGUUCACUGUAAGUGCAAAAAAUCCAAUUUGAAUGUAUUGUCUCUAUUGAAACAUUGCAUUUGUUUCAUUUUUUGGAGUGGGUUAAACAUGUUAGCAAUUGCAGUUAGUAACAAACAAAAAAUGGUUGAAACUGAAACGGAAAGCAAAAUUCAAAGUGGUUCCCUCAAGUUAAUGAUCAACUUGGUAAAUUCAGACAAUAAAAAGAAAAUGUUCAAAUAUUUGAAAUUCUAAAUAUUCUCUUGUCAUUACCUGGAGUCUGUUGAGGAUUGGAACAAAUUACCUUAAUAUUCAGGUUGGCCUCAUAAGCUGGAACUGUACUUCACAUAAAAGAAGAGUGACUGGUUGUCUGAAUUUUACAAGUGCAUAAAUUGCUGUAUGGAGGGUCACAUAUUUUCAAAGCACUUUUGUGAGUGACAAAUGCACUUGUAUUAAAGUAUCUGUUAAAUGCACUAUAGCAGGAUGCCGUUAAAGGGAAUAAUUGUAACUCCCUAUUUGCCACUUAAUUGCUUCUCUUUUGUUAGCAUGCAACAAAAUUCUGCUUCUGGAAUUAUAAUUUAUAGUCAGAUUUGGUGUUUAGUGGUGCAAUAUAUGUGUUUCUCAGGGUAUAAAAUUAGUGCACUUUUGUUUUGCCUGCAAAAAAAAUGUAAAGGGACUUUUAACUGCUCAAGAAUCUUGGUGCUCUUUCUUCGCCUUCCAUUUUCAGAUGUUAUCAUAGCGUGACAGUUUACUUAAUUAAUAGCGCACUAAUUGCCUUCUUGGCCAAUCAGGAAAUGGAAACUCACAAUAGAAAUAUUCAGGGAUCUUCAUCAGUCGUGUGUUUUUUAGCUGCAAGUUUGAUCUCUGGCUUGUGCUGAUUUAACUGAUCUCCCCCUAAAUCUGAUUGCUAUUCUGUGAUCCUGUGUUGGAGGUGCAGGUAUAUCCAUAUGUGGACAAAUCAAGACACUUUCUGUCAAUAUGAGUGUAUCAAUACUAGCCACUUGGGCAAGGUGGGCAUCUGCAAACCAUAUCCUGGUCCAAGUGUUGUCAGGAAAGGAAGGGAGAUGAUCUUUACUCUUGAAUAUUGUGAAUUUCUGGUGGUAUGUUUUUUGCACAGAAAUCUUGCAUUUAAAUGUUCCUUCAUGUAUCAAUGCAGAAUGUCUUAAAUUUAUAUUACACUUGCCUUUUGUAAUGUCACUAAAUAUUUUGCAGUCAACAUCAACAAUAAUUUAUUACUUUUUUCCAGACAAAACUGAGUAUGAUUGCCAGUCUUGGCUAAUGUCAUUUAAAGUGGCCUUUGCUUAUUUUGUUAGCUGCUAAGAAAUGAGGAGCAUUAUACGUGGAAUGAGAAAUUUGAAGCACAAUUAUUACUUGAAUGUGAAAGUAUAACUAUAAGCUAAGUAUCCUAUAUUCAAUUUGAUGCCAGUUAAAACUUAACAAAUUUGACUUUUCCAAAAAAUGCUUUGAACGUUAUGUUGUAAAGAGCAGUCUACAGUACUGUAUUUUGUAUUUACUUUCGAUUAGGUUCUUUUAUCUCAAUAAACAAUUUGUGGAAAAA
Molecule: messenger RNA, 3681 nt
Organism: Callorhinchus milii (elephant shark)
Lineage: Eukaryota; Metazoa; Chordata; Chondrichthyes; Chimaeriformes; Callorhinchidae
Product: arrestin domain-containing protein 4
Exons: 8
Coding region: 16-1245 (409 amino acids)
Biological process (GO): protein transport
Cellular component (GO): plasma membrane; cytoplasm
Molecular function (GO): ubiquitin-like ligase-substrate adaptor activity
Source: RefSeq, a predicted model, not a curated record